Leptonychotes weddellii (Weddell seal) is the source of this 4448-nucleotide messenger RNA. NCBI's taxonomy places the organism in Eukaryota, Metazoa, Chordata, Mammalia, Carnivora, Phocidae. The record is from RefSeq and is a predicted model, not a curated record.
GAUGUGAGCAGAGCCCAGGAAUGCCUUAUGUGGAUCGACAGAACCGAAUCUGUGGGUUUCUGGACAUUGAGGAGAAUGAGAACAGCGGCAAGUUUCUGCGGAGGUACUUUAUUCUGGACACCCAGGCCAACUGCCUUCUCUGGUACAUGGACAACCCCCAGGAAUUGAACACUCGCGGAAGUCCAGGAGAGGCUGGCCCGGCUGGUUCCGGGCUCCAGGGCAUGGCAGAGCGGCACGGGAAGAGGAGGGUAUUUCUGGGUGAGGGCAAUAGCAGUUGUUUGGAAGCCUCUGAGGCAGCACCAAGAAGGAAGGUACAUGAAUUGUUUGCACCUGUCCGGAUGGAAGGGAAAAGAGCAGUGUGGCAGUACCUCAAGCCUGUAGAAAUUCGGUUCACUGUGCUGGUGCAUGAGGAUUUCCUCUGGAUGUUGCCUUUAGACCUUUUUGCUUUCUCUUUGUCUAGUGAUCUCUUAAUGAGGGACAACCUGUUUGAAAUCAUAACAAGCUCCAGGACCUUCUACAUACAGGCGGACAGUCCAGAAGAUAUGCACAGCUGGAUUAAGGAGAUCGGGGCAGCUGUCCAGGCCCUCAAGUGCCACCCCAGAGAUAUGUCCUUUUCUAGAUCCAUCUCUUUGACUCGCUCUGGAAGCUCCGGCCUCUCAGGGGGGCCCAACUCUGUCCUGUGUAGGGGGCGGCCACCUAUGGAAGAGAAAAGAGCUCUCUGCAAAGCCCCCUCUGUGGCUUCCUCCUGGCAACCCUGGACCCCCGUCCCACAGGCCGGGGACAAGCUGCUUCCAGCUGAAGAGACUCCUGGGGACUCUUUGUUCAUGUCCCGGCUUGGGGAGAGCAGUACUUCUGGGGUGUUGCCCAGCUCCCGGAUAAGGCACAGGUCGGAGCCCCAGCACCCCAAGGAGAAACCAUUUCUGUUCAGCCUUGAUGAUGAGAGCAUACGGACUUCUGAUGUGUGAUAGGGCACAGUGCCCUGGGAGGGGGGAGGACUCAAGAAAAGGAGGCCAUGACUCAGUUUCCCUACAUUUUGGAGGAUAGUCAGAGACCCUUUGGCACUCAUAGUCCUGUGGAUGCUAUGUGGGAGGGGCCCAUCCAGCUGGCCUGUUUUUUUUUUUUUAUAUCAAUACAGUAUAUUUAACUUGGAAAAUCACUAGGUUGGACCUGUAGGCACGCUCAGUGGAGAACAGGUUGCCUCUACUUUGACUGUUCUAAGGUCUUCCUGGUGAGAGAAGGUUGGGAGUGCAAUUUCAUCCCUAACCAAAUUUUGUUUCCUUGUCCUAGUUGUAGUUUCUUCCUUUACUUUCCAGGCCAGGCACAGAAUCUUGGGCCAGUCAUCUGGUUUAUCCAAUUCCUAUUUAUUGGCUGAGGUCUGACUGUGAAGUAGGAAGGUCGUAACUAACCCAGCUGGCUUGCCUGGGAUACAUUCUGAGGGGAGGUGUUAAAAUCUGGGGGCUGGGAGGUAGCUCUCAGAAUGUCUAUGAGGGUAGAUCCUCUCAGGGGACUUCUGUAGGGGAAGAAAUAGGGAAUCUCGUGUAAGGUAUGGGGUAAGAUUCAGUCUCAGUGUAUCAGCCAGUUUUGGGAAUUAUUCUGUUCUUGUCUAUGACCCCAAAUAAUGUCCAUGUGAGUGAUAGACAUGCCCACCCAGUUUCUGUGUCAGGCCCUGGGGAUGGGUUUAUCAGUGUGAAAGUUACGACUGUUGAGACUAGAACAGACAUUUCAAUUGCUAUGGCAUCAUUUGGAAGUUCGGAGGGUUGAUAAGUGUGGGAUAGUUCCCUUGCGUGAGAGAUCAGAUCUCUAUUUUAGGGUGUUAGAAUUGCUUUAGAGCAGGUGCUGGGAAAAGACGGACAUCCAGAUAAACUUCAUCCAGAUAGACUUUUCUGAUCCAUGUUUUCCAGGCAGAAGAAAAGGUCUGUUUUAGAACAGACAGAUUUCUUGAAUCCUUACUUCAUAGCUUUUCAGUGGGCUGAUAUUAGUCUAAUUUUAAGUGCUGUAUAUUAUAUAGCCUGGCAGAUUUGCUUUCUUUCUAUGUUGCCCUUUGAAUGAAGCCUUUUGUACUUGCAUGAUCAAACCUUGUGACCAGAUAAGGUUCCAUGUACUUAAUAGUGAAGAGAUACAAAGAUAAUCUUGAGAGGUAUUUAUAUUUUUAAUAAAAUAGAAACUAUGCAAAGUAACAUUGAUUUAGAGGCACUGUAUUGCUGACUAGAGAUUUCCCAGGUAGAAGAGCAUAGAUUGCAUUUCCCAUCCAGAUUUUUAGGUGUGCCUUCUUUCAUUUGACAAGAAGAUACUAUUUCCAGUGUCCCUGGGAGAAUUUGUCCAACUUAUGUGGUGAACUGCUAACUUAUCAGGGUGCCCUAAAGAGAGAGAAAAACUCAUUUCUGUCUAUGCCUUUUAUCAGCUAGAUCAGCUAAUUACCUUUAAAUUAGAAAUCAAUCACUAGAGGAAGAUACCGAGAGAUGCAUUUUUACCUAAGUCAAUCCCUUCCCCUUCCUUAUGUCCAGAUCUAAUACAGAGGCAAAAACAUGUCAUCAGAAAUCCUUAGGGGCUUGAUGGAAAUCUGUGUUCCUUCCAGGCAGUGUAACUCCCUUGAAGUCUAUGUCAUGUUGAGAACUUUUCUUGAUCGCACUGCAUUGGAGCUAUUCUUCACUUAAAUUGUUUGGCCUAGUGGUCCUGGUAGAAAAAAGACAUCUAGUACUGGAUUUCUCUCUCUCUCUCUCCUCUUUUUUGCAGACUCUUGUAGACGGUUGUCCUCAGAAAUCUGUGGUUUGGGAGUUAGUUAUUUAUGAGUGACCGAGGUUACAGUUUCAAGUAGCCUGAUAAGUAGUCAUUUCAGAUUCUUAAAGCUCCUUGUCUCUGAUUUCAUCUUCAUAUUUUCCUCAAGAAAAUUCUUUGGCUAGGUCAAAGAAAAUACACAAUAAGUGAUAUUUGCACUCACAAAAAUAAGUUAGGAAAUUUUGAGAUCCCUUUAAACAUUCCCUAACUCAUGAAAGCUGUCAUCUUUUGGUGUUUAAGCUGUGAAAAUGUACCCAUGUCUCUUUUGUUAAAUAAACUCUCUGCUACAAUACUACUGUUGAAUUAAUUGGCCAUUAUAGUAAGCUGAUAUGUUUCUUAUUUCAGUAGGGUCUAUUUUAAGAAUGUGUUAAAUUAAACAUACUUAUAAAUCUAGAUUAUAUUAUUAUGAUAGAAGGAAAACAAGGACUUUAGUUGGCAAAUACUUGGGAAUACCAAGUGAGAACAUUGUUAAUGUAGUUCCAGCACCAGAUAAAUAGAAUUAUCUUCAGUGAAGUCUGUAAGCAUUCUCCCAAACCUUAUUUCAGAAUUCCUUUUGUGUCCAUAUUUCUUACCUUCUGGCCAAUUUCACAUCAAAACUUUUUAAUGUCACUACACAUGUGAGCCAAAGAUAGUGCAUAUAUAGUCAAAGCAUUUGGCUUUAAAUGUCUAUGGAACCAGAUGGAAAAAAUAGGGCAGGGAUGCAGUAUAGGUUAGUAGUUAAAUGCAUAGGCUCUGCAAUAAAUCGGAGUUUAAAGAAAGGAACCAAAAAAGAUACUGCAUUUUCUUUGUGGAAUAAAAACCUUCUUGAGUUGUGCUGUUUUCCUAAGCCUAUUGAAGUGAUCUUGAUCCAGUUUGUGUAACAGUAUUACGGGUGGUCUUCCCUAUAAUUGAACUAUUUUCCAUCCACUAUUCUUGAGAGCUUAAGGAUUUGCUUACUCAAGGUCAGUUGGUGGCUGGUAAACAUUGUUUGACUUUUUGCAUCCUGUGAGACAUCAUAAAUCUACUAAGGUGUAGAGUAGACUCAGGUCAAAAUAUUGAAAGUUAUACGUUUAUUUCUGAGUAGAAUGCUGAGCUCACUCAUAUGAGAAAGAGCAGAGGUAAGGCCCAGCUUUGUAGUUCACUGGAAGCAAAAGGUUUUUUUUCCUUGCUGAAUAUAACUAUGCUCUCAUAUGGGCUUAAAGGACCUAAAUAGAUUCAGUAGUUGAGCAGUGGGAUUUGAUGUUUGUUUUCACUGUUGACCAGUAACAGCAUUUUGGAAAUUGAGUUUCCCAAGUGAGCUUUGUUUAUAAACUUUGAACAUGUCAAAAAUGGAUAGUUUAGUAAAUCUUUUCUACCAACAUCACUUUUCUUUUCUUACUCCUUUUUUUCUGUUAUUGCCUGCAGCAGUUAGUUACAGUCACUCAUGCUAAGUAGAAUUUGAAUAAAGCUAAUGUUAGCAAAAAUAGACUGUUUGACCUCUCCCCCCACUGCUUACUGAAGUGUGGCAUGAUUUUGUGUUUUGAACCAGUAGGUUUCAGCUGUGAAAUGCACUCACUGUAAGCACUGAGCUGAGUGCAUGGAAACUGUUACGCUUCUCAUUUUAUGUGAUCUCCUAAUUGGUAUGUAGCAAAAAAAUAAUUUUCGAAACCUGUUUUGUUGCUUGUUUUGUAAUAAAACCAUGUGAAAUACUGAAA